AUGAAUGGUCUCAGUGUGAAUGUUCUGACUGAGAAACAGCAGGGUCUUUUAGAAGUUAUCGAUCAAAUUGAUGAUCCCCAGCUUAAGAUGAAAGUAAUAGAAACUUGUAUAUCUUCAAUGAAGGAAGAAGAGGAAGAAAAACCCCAGCUUCCUAAUGAAAAUUAUAGUUUAAAAAUUAUUCUUGAUCGUUUAGAACAGGUAGAUAAUCUUAAACCUGUUACAAUUCCUGAUCUUAAGAAUGAAAUUAAUACUCUGAAGGCCGAGAUUAGGUCAUUAAAAACUUUUCAGAGCAAAGCUGCUCAAGAAUUUUAUGAUAUCAAGACAAGAUUGGUUGUCUUGGAAAAUAAAGGCGAAUCAAGCAAAGUUGAUGAUUUGGCCUAUUUAAAUUCCAUAAACAAAGUGGUUUACCAAAAAUGGCAUAUUAAGGUUAAUUUGGUAAUCCAUAAAGAAUACACUAUCAACAAUAUUAUUGCUUUGGUUGACAGUGGUGCGGAUAUGAAUUGUUAUUGGCAGAUUCAAAUACAGGAAUCUGAUCGGUAUAAGACUGCAUUUGCUGUUCCAUUUGGUCAUUUCGAAUGGAAUGUUAUGCCUUUUGAGAACAUAGAUCAACAUGUUAAACAUCUUAGAAUUUUUAAAGAUGUGAUUAAAAGAAAUGGUUUGGUAGUUUCUGCCCCUAAGAUGAAAUUAUUCCAGACUAAGGUCAGGUUCUUAGGACAUAAUAUUCAUCAGGGAAAAAUUAUUCCCAUUGAUAGAAGUAUAGAAUUUGCUUCUAAAUUCCCAGAUGAAAUUAGGGAUAAAAACCAAUUGCAAAGAUUUUUAGGAAGUCUCAAUUAUAUAGGAGACUAUUAUAAAGAAUUGGCUCAGGAUUCUGCACCAUUAUAUGAUAGACUUAAGAAGAAUCCUCCUCCUUGGUCUGAACAGCAUACUAGGGCUGUUCGAAAAAUUAAAUUAAAAGCAAAGCAAUUGCCUUGUCUAGCAAUAGCUAAUCCUGAUUGGAAGAAAAUUGUAGAGACAGAUGCCUCGAAUUUAGGAUACGGAGGGAUGAAUCAUAAUAAUUUUGUUUUACAAAGAACAAUAUUAUUGCAAUAUCUGAAAUUGCAAAGAGCUGUUUUCAACUCCCAUGUUGAAAUGACAAUUUUAAAAUGGCCUCAUACUCGUAGUAAUGUCCUACGAUGGGUUCAUACCAGAGAGGCAUUAUUGAGACAUUAUCAAAAAUAUGGAACUGAUGAUGAUGAAGACUGGGAUAUGGAAUUUCUCCAGUUGACAAUUGACAGGCUUCAAUCGGAGCUAAUAUUAUUAUCUACUGCUUAA
Molecule: messenger RNA, 1311 nt
Organism: Rhododendron vialii
Lineage: Eukaryota; Viridiplantae; Streptophyta; Magnoliopsida; Ericales; Ericaceae
Exons: 4
Coding region: 1-1311 (436 amino acids)
Source: RefSeq, a predicted model, not a curated record